UGGUUUAAAAUCGUCCUAUUGAUGGUUUCCUAAAAGGGGAUCUCGCUUCAGAACAAAAGCGGUCUCAUAAUUGGGUGAUAUCUCGGAUGGUGUGUCCUUCUGGAGUUUGGUUUUACGCGCAGUUGUUGUCAUUGGGGAAAAAAAUGUUUUUGAAUCUGACGAUACUGAAGAUUUUGGCUUCCCAGACGUCUUGGAGAGACUUGCGCAGUCUCAGAAUUUGAUUUUUUUUUUCCCCCUUCUUCAAUGCGAACGGGAGUUUAGUUUUUCCGCAUGAAACUGAUGAUGAGCAAAGCAAUUUCAUGACAGGAAUAGAUGGAUGCCAAUUAUUCUUCUGACGAUAGAAGUUUCCAGCUUGGACCAGAGUUUGGUUUUCCGCACGACGGUCACUUCUUAAAAACCGAGAUCGUUGAUGAUGAUUCUAUGAUCGAAACGUGAUUUAUGAUUUUUCCGGAGUGCCACGUGUUGAGUUUAUUUGGAGGACUUUCAUAGCUCGUUGGGUUUGGUUUGACAUCCGCCUCAACAGUCCGUGCGACGAUUGCGAUGGGCCUUUCGCCGAGACCCCUUGACCGAUGAGUCAGGAUGCCCGCGGGGCCCAACCCGUCCUCGUGCCUCCCCCUAAACUGCAGCUGGGACGAGAGCCGUAACGCCACCCCUGCGAACCGCGACUUGGACCUUCCCCCGCUCAACUACUACAGCCUGCCUCUCCUGACGUUCAUCACCGCGGCGUGCACGCUGCUCUCCGUGGUGGGCGUGGCCGGCAACGUCAUGACCAUCCUGGUGGUGGGCAAAUACCGCGACAUGCGCACCACCACCAACCUGUACCUCUGCAGCAUGGCCGUGUCGGACCUGCUCAUCUUCCUGUGCAUGCCGCUCGACCUCUACCGCAUGUGGCGCUACCGGCCGUGGCGCCUCGGCGACGCGCUCUGCAAGCUCUUCCAGUUCGUGUCCGAGUCGAGCACGUACUCGACCAUCCUGAGCAUCACGGCGCUCUCCGUGGAGCGCUACGUGGCCAUCUGCUUCCCGCUGCGGGCCAAGGCUCUGGUGACCAAGCGGCGAGUGCGCGCGCUCAUCCUGCUGCUGUGGUGCGUGGCCGUGCUGAGCGCGGGGCCCGUCUUCGUCAUGGUGGGCGUGGAGCGGGACUACCCGGGCUUCGACGCCAACGACACUCUUCGGAUGGACGAGGAGGAGGAGGAGUACGGGGACACGCGGGAGUGCAAGAUGACGCGCUACGCCGUGGAGUCGGGCCUGAUGGGCGCCAUGGUGUGGCUGAGCUCCGUGUUCUUCUUCAUGCCCGUCUUCUGCCUCACGGUGCUCUACAGCCUCAUUGGCCGCCGCCUGUGGCGGAGGCAUCGGGAGACCAACAUCAGCUCGUGCGUGGCGCACCGCGACAAGUGCAACAGGCAGACCGUCAAGAUGCUGGUGGUGGUGGUUCUGGCCUUCGUCCUGUGCUGGCUGCCCUUCCACGUGUGCCGCUACCUGCAGUUCCGCUCGCUGGACGCGCCGUCCCCGCUCUUGUCCGCCCUGUCCGAGCACUGCAGCUUGCUGUCGGUGGUUCUUUUCUACCUGAGCGCCGCCAUCAACCCCAUCCUCUACAACACCAUGUCCUGGAAGUACCGCGGGGCGGCAGCGCGCCUCUUCGGCCUCGCCGGACAGCAGCUACCUCGGACCCGCACCGCCAGCGCGCUGAAGGCCGUGGCGGACGGCUGGAUGGAAUCCAGCGUCAGCUUCUAAAGCCUUGUGCGCUUCCGGUCAAGCGGGGCGGGUAGGGAGGGGGCUAAAGUACGGCCAGCGGGACGCUACUGUACUCUCUGAAAACUGCUGGGUCAAAAGGAAGCCACAUUGGGUGAAAUCGUGAACCCGAUUGCUGGGUCCGAAAAAGGGGCUGCGGUCAUACGACCUAUCAUAAUGAGUUAAAGCAACCAAAAAAUGGCUUUCCGGCUUAUUCGUAUACUGUAGCUGUGCCAACUUUAUUGCCAAUUAUUUCUAAGAGGAAGAAGAAGCAGCAACUUUCCCCAGUCAGGGUUUGCCGCAGCAACUCGUGGAUGGUGCUGAUACCAGCCACGAUACUUAGGGCAAAAAAAUAAAAAUAAAAAUACAAUCUGACGUAGAGUAAGUCCUCCACGGCAGUAGUUGGCGCUAUACUGCCGACAUUUCACACAUCGGCGAAUUGUCACCUGCAUUAGCAAGAAAGGUCUUUGUUCACAAUUUUGGGGCAAUUUGACUGUAUCGGGUAUCGGCGAGGACUCAAAAUGUGAAUUUGUGUCAUGGUAUCCAUCUGAAGAAAAAAAAAAGUGUUAUUGAACAUCCUGGCAGAAUUAAACUGACUUCAAUUUGAGUACACGGAAAUGGCAACCAGCUUCAGCUCCUCAGCCCGUCCAAAUGCGGCCUCCAACCCAAUUUGCCGGGCUUGAAAUUGAUUAGCCCAACCUUGAGUAAAAAUCACCAAAUCUGCUUCGAAAUCCACAGCUACCCUGAGAGUGAAUUAGGACAACAAGCCAGCAUUUUUGAGUGUGUACCGUCCACCGACCAUUGACCAGUUUUUUUUUUAUUUUGAAAUCCGCUUUUGUUUUAAUUUCUCAUGAAAUGAUCAUUGUAAAUAAGACAAACAAAAAAAAAAAUACAAGAUUACAUAUACAAUUAAUCCAUUCGAUGGAUUCUCUGAAAGCACUUGUCCUCACUGGGGUCAUGGGUGAGCUGGAGGUGCAAGCGGUGAUACCGAUUUCACGCGUGGCCUGUUCAUGACGAACCUUGCUGGCAUUAUUUAACGUACAGUUUUUCUUUUCUGCAUUCUGGAUGACAACAAAAGCACUGUAGAACCCGUAACCGGAAUUUGUGGUGUGUUCUUUUAAAAUAGCGGCACCGUAUGCCUGUAAUGUGCAAUGGAACCUUGAAAGUCGCAGGGACGGACGGGUAGAGUGUACCCAUUACAUUAGGAGGGCUCUGUUCUUUCAGGGAUCUCUAACGUCAAUAUGUCAACAUUACACCUCCAGUGACCUCCAGUUCGUUAGCAUUUGUAAAAGAAUUUUUUUUUCUAUCGCAACUCAAAACAUAAAUUCAGCAGCGCCAGUGUCUAACUGUGGUCGUCCUCAAACCUAGAAAGUGAACACAACAACGCUUUAAGUGACAUUUCAAAUUAUUAACUGUCCAUACAGGG
Messenger RNA from Hippocampus comes (tiger tail seahorse), 3154 nucleotides. It is a transcript of the gene ghsra, whose product is annotated as growth hormone secretagogue receptor a. Gene Ontology annotation, cellular component: plasma membrane. The record is from RefSeq and is a predicted model, not a curated record. Gene Ontology annotation, molecular function: growth hormone secretagogue receptor activity. The transcript has 2 exons. NCBI's taxonomy places the organism in Eukaryota, Metazoa, Chordata, Actinopteri, Syngnathiformes, Syngnathidae. Gene Ontology annotation, biological process: G protein-coupled receptor signaling pathway; hormone-mediated signaling pathway. The coding region runs from base 580 to 1731 and encodes 383 amino acids.